AUGAAUACUAAGUCGUGCUGUUCUCAUAAGAACCCCGGGGCAGCAAGCCCGGUACCGAGCCGUCGGUCUUGGUUUUCCGACAUCCUGGACAUCACCGUCAGCUCUCUCUGCAGUCUGGUGACCUGGGAGUACACUACCCAGAAUGAGAUCCCCCAAGGCCCGGACGGAGAGCAAAAUCACGGAGCCGAAAAUACCACCGGCGCCUUCAUCUUCCGCCCCUCUCCGGGCCUCAUGCUCUUUUCCUGUCUGGUGUUCGGCUGUUGCGUCUCAUCGUUCGCACAUCGGAGACAAAGCGAAGACCCAUUUCAGUUCGUCAUCUUCUUGGUUCUCCUCAGCUGUGCUAUCAUGAUCGGGUACGCCGCCCGGGCGCCUGUGUACCUGAUCCUACUUGGCUACCUCCCAUGGGCAACGUGUGCGGCCAUGGCGAUCAGCGCUUCGGGCCGCGGCGUGUAUAGGUGUCUGAGACCCCAAAUUGCGGCAAAGGGUCAAGGGGACGAAGAGAGGGCGCGAUUCUCGGGUUAA
Molecule: messenger RNA, 522 nt
Organism: Chaetomium globosum CBS 148.51
Lineage: Eukaryota; Fungi; Ascomycota; Sordariomycetes; Sordariales; Chaetomiaceae
Exons: 2
Coding region: 1-522 (173 amino acids)
Source: RefSeq, a predicted model, not a curated record